CAUGAUUAUUUUCUGCAGUAAAUAAAAAGCCCCCAUUUUUUUUAUUUACAUUAAAAAAAGCCUACAGAAAGGCCAAAGAAGCUUCUUUUUCUACCUCAACAAAAAACCAGCGCUCUUUUUUAGGUGCCCAAAGCACUAAAAAGAGGAACCGAAAUAUAAAAAACCUCUCGAGUAUUUCUUGUUCAUUCAAGGCCUAGCCCAAAAGAAAAAAUCCAUUUUUUUUCUUCAGAGUUUCUACAUUGAGCUGCAAAAGGGGAAAAAAAAAUUAUUCCUUUUUGAUGUCUAUACCUCAAGAACACGAUUACAUAGGCUUGUGCGAGCCUCUAACACUCGAGAAAGCCGAGAAAAGGAAUGGUCUGAAUUUGAAAGAAACCGAGUUGAGGCUCGGGUUGCCAGGCUCGGAGUCCCCUGAGAGGAAGGCUGGUUUUGGGGUUUCUAUUUUCGGUAAGGAUUUGAAGGAUGAGAGCAAUAAUGGCAAUGGGUUUUCCAAGAAUUUUGUUGCGGGGGCAAAGAGGGGUUUUUCUGAUGCAAUAAAUGGUUCUGGGAAGUGGGGUUUGGGUAUUAAUGGCGGAUCUGAGGGUAAUUUGGGAAAAAGUGAUGGCUUGUUUUCGCCGAAGAGCAGUUUGGCUGGGAGCUCUGUGAAGGAGGUUGUUGCUCCUGUGAAGGCUGCUGAGGAGAAGAAGAGUGAAAAUGUCAGUAAUGCCCCUGCUGCAAAGGCACAAGUAGUUGGAUGGCCACCAAUUAGAUCUUUCAGAAAGAACACCUUAGCUACUAAUUUACCCAAAAAUGAAGAGGCCGGUAAAUCGGGACCAGUUUGCCUGUAUGUGAAGGUUAGCAUGGAUGGUGCCCCUUAUCUGAGGAAGAUUGAUCUCAAAACUUACUGCAGCUAUCCUGAACUUUCAUCGGCUCUCGAGAAGAUGUUUAGCUGUUUCACCAUAGGGCAAUGUGCCGGGCAAGGACAGCUAAGCGAGAGUCGUUUGACAGAUCUGCUUAAUGGCUCUGAGUAUGUGCUGACCUAUGAAGAUAAGGAUGGUGAUUGGAUGCUCGUUGGGGAUGUUCCGUGGGAAAUGUUUUUGGAUUCAUGCAAGAGAUUGAGGAUCAUGAAAAGCUCUGAUGCAAUUGGGUUAGCUCCAAGAACCAUGCAGAAGUGCCAGAGUCAAAACUAAAGGAUGAGCUCGAUGGAUCCUUGGGAUUUCAAGAAAUCGAUAAAAUUUUUAUCUUAUAUUUUUAUUUUUAUUAUUGUGACUAGGUUUUAUUACAUCUGUAGUGUGGCAUGACAUGAAAAUGUUUUGCGAGUAAUGUGUGCUGAAUAUGUAUUUGCCAACUUGAAGCUUGUUAUGUAAAUGGAGUUGUGGUAAUUUGAUAUUUGUGCGUGUGACCCAAAAUUUUAGUGGAAGGUCUGAAUAUUUAUUAUCAUUAUCAAUGUCAGAUUUGAAUAACUGUGUGAUUGGUGCAAGGACCAGGUUGAAUCAUUUUUAUUACACAAC
Molecule: messenger RNA, 1487 nt
Organism: Striga asiatica
Lineage: Eukaryota; Viridiplantae; Streptophyta; Magnoliopsida; Lamiales; Orobanchaceae
Source: the annotation of a GenBank genome assembly